AAAUAAAUAAAAAUGAAUUAAACGAUCGUGAAAUGUGAAGUGCGCAGCGAUUGAUAUUAGCGUUGGGCAAUGCCCUCAACGCUGCCCAUAUAAUUAUUUUUUCUUCUCUUCUUGCGUGUAAUAACGAGAGAGGAUUCCCAAAGUACAAAACCUAACGGCCUCGCACAGAAUGGGAGACGAGGCGGCAUAUGAUAAAAAUUCAAAGCAUGAAGACGAGCCCGCGUGUUCAUUGUACGUGUCCAGAGCCACCAACAGUCAUCCUCAGGGUUUGCCGGAUGAGUUGUCAAAAGGCGAUUUGGAGGAGGCCAUACGUGAAUCAGAACCAUCUGGCAGCUGGAAUGUCUCGCAAACAUCCUGUGGGUUAAUUGUCACAUUUUCUCUAGAAGCAGAUGCUGAAAAACUUGUUCAACGUGGUAAUUUAUCCCGUGUCUUCCAAGGAUCCAUUCAGGUGGCCCGAUUUUCAGCUCGUGACUCGCGCUAUCGACAAUCAGUAUUCUUGCGUGAUGUUCCCUGGGCAAUACCACUCGAAGAUCUCAGCUCAGCGCUGGUCAAGCAGGGCAUCAAUAUCUCCGCGAUCGAGAGAUGCCGGCAGUAUGUCCGGGUUGAGGUACUGGAUGCUAGUCAGUAUGAACACCUUCUGCGUCAAGGUCUAGACUUCUUCGGAGCCGCGCGAUUCAGUGCACUGCCAGAGCGUAUCAGUUGGUGGCGACCAAGUGCCAAUGGAAUAAAUGGACCCCAUCAGCUGGCAAUUAUUCCAGGUAACGCUACUGAAGGAUCCAACCCCCAGCAACCUGAUGGAGUCCUUCAGUGCUACCGAUGCCAGGGAUUUUGGCACGUGGCUGCUAAUUGUAGACAUCUUCCUAGAUGUGUGCGUUGCGGCGAACCUCAUAGCGUUGAAUUUUGCUCUCGUCCUCGGAACAAUCCAAUCUGCUGCCAUUGCUCUGGUCCUCAUCACGCUGGAUUUCGACAGUGUCCAGUGAGACUGCAGCUUCUUAACGCCACGCCAAUAAGCAUAACUCUGAGCACGAGCCGCAGUGCCCAUGAUUACGCUCUUAAGUCGAACCUCUCCCAAGGUCAACAUGCUGCGACCCCAAAUCAUCAACCAUGAAAAAUAAUGAGGACUUUUAACACCAAGAUCUGAUAUCUAAAUUACAUAUCAUUUAAAUAAACGACGACAAGAUAAAUUUUAAACGAUACAUAUUUUAAAAAUGUACUAGAUUUUUUUUUUUAAUAUUUUUUACUCAAAUAUAAAUUACGUGUACCAGUUUGCCAUAUUUUUUAGUAUUAAAAAAAUUUAUUUAUGCUAAAUUUAUUUACAAAUCACGUAUGCGCGCU
Molecule: messenger RNA, 1335 nt
Organism: Microplitis mediator
Lineage: Eukaryota; Metazoa; Arthropoda; Insecta; Hymenoptera; Braconidae
Exons: 5
Coding region: 170-1108 (312 amino acids)
Source: RefSeq, a predicted model, not a curated record